Messenger RNA from Drosophila innubila, 2452 nucleotides. RefSeq names its product transmembrane 9 superfamily member 3 (gene TM9SF3). Gene Ontology annotation, biological process: protein localization to membrane. NCBI's taxonomy places the organism in Eukaryota, Metazoa, Arthropoda, Insecta, Diptera, Drosophilidae. The record is from RefSeq and is a predicted model, not a curated record. Bases 174 to 1931 code for a protein of 585 amino acids. The transcript is spliced from 6 exons. Gene Ontology annotation, cellular component: membrane.
UGAAUCGAUAGACCGCAAAGAAUCCCAAACAGCAGUCAGUGAGCACUACAAAAUAUAUAUUUUCGUUUAAUUCUUUGCAUUUUGUUGAACAAGCAAAUAUACCCUGCAAAGGAACGCCAAGAGGACAGCAGCAGCAGCAGGCUCAGUCAUAGACCAGAAUAAAGUGCAGCGAAAUGCUCACGUCACAGGUCUUUCUAAUUUGUUUAUGUCUGCUCUGCAGUAACUGCUACGUGUCGGUGUCGGCAGACGAGCACAAUCAUAAGUACAAUGAUCGAGAGGAGGUCGUGUUGUGGAUGAACACAGUGGGACCGUAUCACAAUCGCCAGGAGACUUAUGCCUAUUUCUCGCUGCCAUUCUGCAGCGGUGGCAAGUCGGGCAUCUCCCAUUACCAUGAGACGCUAAGCGAGGCAUUACAGGGUGUGGAGCUGGAGUUCAGUGGCUACGAGAUGGAAUUCAAGACGGAUGUCCAGAGAUCCGUACUCUGCAUGGUCAAGCUGACCGAAGAGAAUGUCAAGGCCUUUACCUACGCCGUAAUGAAUGAAUACUGGUAUCAGAUGUACAUCGAUGGUCUGCCCAUUUGGGGCAAGGUGGGAGAACGCGAUGAGAACGAUGGCAAAUAUUAUAUACACACGCACAAGAAGUUCGACAUUGGCUAUAAUGGUCAGCAAAUUGUGGACAUUACACUGACCACGGAUAUGAGGGAGGAACUUAAGGCAGAUGCCAAGAUCAAGUUCUCCUAUGAGGUCAAUUGGAAGCCCAGCAAAGUCAAUUUCAAGAAUCGCUUUGACAAGUAUCUGGAUCCCAACUUCUUUCAGCACAGAAUACAUUGGUUCAGCAUCUUCAAUAGCUUUAUGAUGGUCAUAUUCCUCGUGGGCUUGGUUUCCAUGAUAUUGAUGCGCACUUUACGUAAGGAUUAUGCGCGUUAUAGCAAGGAUGAGGAGGUGGAUGACAUGGAAAGGGAUUUGGGCGAUGAAUAUGGCUGGAAACAAGUCCAUGGCGAUGUCUUCCGCUCUCCACCAAAUGCCCUGCUCUUCUCGGCAGUUGUCGGUGCCGGUUAUCAACUCAUCUCCGUUGUCUUUUGUGUCAUUAUGUUUGCUAUUGUGGGAGAACUUUAUACCGAACGUGGCUCAAUGCUAUCUACGGCCAUCUUUGUGUACGCGGCCACGUCGCCGAUUAAUGGAUAUUUUGGUGGAUCGCUUUACGCCCGAUUGGGCGGUCGCUUGUGGAUCCGGCAGAUGCUCGCUUCCGCAUUUACGGUGCCCGUUGCCGUCUGCGGCACCGCGUUCCUGAUCAACUUUAUUGCCAUUGGAUAUCAUGCAUCGCGAGCGAUUCCCUUUGGGACCAUGGUGGCUGUCACCUGCAUCUGUCUGUUUGUCAUCUUGCCCCUGACUCUGGUUGGAACUGUUGUCGGUCGCAAUUUGGAUGGACAGCCGGAUUUCCCCUGCCGUGUUAAUGCCGUGCCAAGGCCCAUUCCCGAAAAGAAAUGGUAUAUGGAACCAUUGAUCAUUGUGCUGCUGGGCGGUGUGCUUCCCUUUGGUUCCAUUUUCAUCGAAAUGUACUUUAUCUUUACCUCGUUCUGGGCGUACAAAAUCUAUUAUGUCUAUGGCUUCAUGUUGCUUGUGUUUACCAUCCUGACUAUCGUCACCGUUUGUGUCACGAUCGUGUGCACGUAUUUCCUGCUCAAUGCCGAGGAUUAUCGGUGGCAAUGGACGAGCUUUAUGGCAGCCGGAUCCACAUCCAUUUACGUCUAUGCCUACUCCUUUUACUACUUCUUCUUUAAGACCAAAAUGUUCGGUCUAUUCCAAACGGCUUUCUACUUUGGCUACAUGGCUUUAUUUAGUGGUGCAUUGGGCAUCAUCUGCGGCACCGUCGGCUACGUGGGCACGAAUCUAUUUGUGCGUAAAAUUUAUUCCAAUGUGAAAAUAGACUAAGUUUGUCCGGCUGUAGAAUCCAAAUCAAUCCUAAACAUUAACAAUUGUAUUUAUUGCAUAGUCUUUUAGUUUAACCAUCUUGUGUUUAUAUAUAUAUAUAUAUGACUUGUAUUCCUUUCGAUCUAUCCAAAUUUUGUAAUUUCCUUCAAAAGUGAAUCCCUUUUCUCAUAACGGACAAGUCGAAUUGAUACCAAACAGCCAUCAGCUGAUCUGAUAAGAUCUUUGUAUGUAUAUAUAUAUAUAUAUAUAUGUGGCACAUAUGUAUAUACUAUAUGUUUCGAGUGUUUAUGUAUGUGUGCAGGUGUGUGCGAGUGUAAUACGAGUUUAAAUUGGAAUACUGUCGAAAUCUUAUGUAUGCCUGAAAACCACUUAUCAAAUCACAGACAUGCAAAUUGCAAAAUGUGACUUCAAAUUGUUUUUUGCGCCAAUUAUGAUUAUAAACAAUGCCGAACGCAGAAAUGUGCUGAUUAGCAAUAGUCGAUAAUUAUUUAAUUAAUAAAGUCAACGUAUAAAACCAAAAA